GAGCGACGCAAUCGUCAAAAACUAGGGCAUCUCUAUCUUAUCUUGGUUCUUCUUCUUCUCUAAGUUCUGGGCGGCGCUAGGGUUUCGAAAACCGAAUCUCGAUUACUACUAUAUUUUACGAAUCUGACUAUAAAGCCUGUGCUGUUUUUUCUUCGAUUUGUAAGAAAAAAUUUGUAGUAAACUUGAAUCUGAAGCGUGUUUGAAUAUGAGAAUGAAUAUGAAGCGAUCGAGGAAAUCAAUUUCUUGGGCUCCUGGAGUUAAACUUUGUCAGGUGAAGCUAUUCUCUUCUUUGGAUUGUCCUGUGGAAGUUGGCAUGAAAUAUCAAGGUCAGUUUAAAAAAAAGGCAUCAAGUAUGUUGCAUUCGAGUUCUUUUGAAGCCAAUGAUAGCCCGCCUGGGUUUGAAGUCAGUAUCUCUAUGAAGCAAUCUAAGCUGCAACAUUUCCCCAUCCCUCAGAUCAAAUGGCAAUGCCCUCCCAAGCUUAUUAUGAGUGAGGACUGGUGUGUAGCGGCUGGUGAGGAAAGUGAAGAAGCCAAGACUCAAAAAAUACGAGAGAUGGCAGUGCUUGAGGCUGUAUAUCCUCGGUUUUCUGCAAUUCCACCUAGCCCCGCUGUUUCUUUUGAUGUAGAAUGUGAGUGUUAUGAUCAUAGCCUCACUCCUUGUGUCCCCAUCAAUCCAAUUGAAGAAGAGUCCCAAGAAGAUCAAGAUCAAGAACAUCUAACACCAGCAAACACCACAGUAGUAUCUCAGCUACCGGGUUUUUCCCAAGGUCUGUUGGCAUCUGGAACUGAAAAUGCAUCGGAGUCCAGCCCUCCUGGUUUUGAGCAAGCACAUACACCAGGAAAGUUACCUAAUCAAAGUGCUGAUUUUACGGCUGUUGCCUCAGCUGCGUUAACCACAAUGAUGAAAAACAGCGAGAAAGAAAGUAUGAUCGAUACUGAUUUGCUUAUUAAGAUUCUGAACGAUCCGAAAAUGCUCCAGAAAUUGAUUAAUGUACAAGGACCAGAAGCCAAUACAGGAAUUGCAUCAAUGAAUACACUUACUGCACCAAAUUCAAAGACGGUAACUCCCUAUGUUCCCUCAUCCCUUUCGAAUUCUGAUAUGCCAAGGACACCUGGUGGUAACUUCCAUAUGCCAGGUAAAGUGGGUACUUUGAAUGCAAUCCCUCUUCAGCCAGAAACUGUUCAAGUAUCUGGGUUAAAGCGAUCUGCACCAUCGCCACCGUUACCUUCCUUCUCCAGCCCUCAAGCUGACCAUGCUAUAUUGCCUAGACUGCCAAAUCAGACACAACCCCCAUUAAGUAUGUUACCUCAACAGAACAUGGCUCCCAUAGGAUCUUUCUCAGUCCAGGAACCCGGAACUGUCAAGGACAUGAACUACUAUAAGAACCUCAUUAGGCAACAUGGAACAGAUAAUAAAGAAAUGCAGGACCCCAUUUUUCCUAAAAUUGGUGAUAAUUUCUUGACGGACUUGAAAAUGUCUGUAAACUCUAACCCACCGGAAAUGAAGGCCAAGAAUUUGAAACGUUGCAUGUUUUUCAAAAGUGCCAAGGGGUGUCGUAAGGGUGCUAAUUGUGAAUACGUGCACGACAUGUCGUUAAAUUGGCGAACUGGUAUGGAGGCCCAAAGUGCUAAGAGAAUGAAACUAAAUGGGGUCAAUAAUAAGGGGAGGGGUAUGUUUUAGGCGGUAAUUGUCAGUAGUAAAAUCUGUCCUUUUUUCCAAUUUUGUAAAAAAAGUUUGGGAAGGGUAGAAAGACUUUGAGACACAGGUAGGUUUUUCGUUUUGUAUUUACUCGUGCAAUUUGCAAAGGUUAAUGAAAAUUUCAUGGAAUUGUUUUUUGAUUA
Molecule: messenger RNA, 1842 nt
Organism: Fragaria vesca subsp. vesca
Lineage: Eukaryota; Viridiplantae; Streptophyta; Magnoliopsida; Rosales; Rosaceae
Product: zinc finger CCCH domain-containing protein 30-like
Exons: 4
Coding region: 206-1681 (491 amino acids)
Molecular function (GO): metal ion binding
Source: RefSeq, a predicted model, not a curated record